Rattus norvegicus (Norway rat) is the source of this 4810-nucleotide messenger RNA. It is a transcript of the gene Gpr155, whose product is annotated as G protein-coupled receptor 155. Gene Ontology annotation, molecular function: cholesterol binding. The coding region runs from base 239 to 2845 and encodes 868 amino acids. NCBI's taxonomy places the organism in Eukaryota, Metazoa, Chordata, Mammalia, Rodentia, Muridae. Gene Ontology annotation, biological process: cognition; transmembrane transport; intracellular signal transduction. Gene Ontology annotation, cellular component: lysosomal membrane; membrane. The record is from RefSeq and is marked provisional. The transcript has 16 exons.
AGGUACCCGGCCGCAGACGCCUAAGGUAGCUGACAGGCCCGCAGCGGCUCACCCCUCCCUUUUCUCGGAACGUGGUUGGGCAUCUGCUGCUGGCUCAAGCCUUUAGAAGAGGGCUCCGGGCAGGAGAUGACGGCAGUGUGCUCGCUGCCUAGUCCUCUGCGAGCACCGGCUUCCUUCUCCUCGCAGCCGGAGCUGCAAACCUAGCAGAGACCAGUCUGGAAGUACAGGGAGAGGGAAGAUGGAUUCUUAUUUCCCAGCAAAGAACUCAACUCUUGCUGUUAAUAUGAAUGAGACUUUGUCUGCCAGUCAUGGCUUUAAUUCCACCAGUGACCCACCUCCGAUGUCAAUAACCAGGCUCUUCCCAGCGUUACUCGAGUGCUUUGGCAUCGUCCUUUGUGGGUACAUAGCGGGAAGGGCCAAUGUCAUAACAUCCACACAGGCCAAAGGACUGGGAAACUUCGUCUCCAGAUUUGCCCUCCCAGCUUUAUUAUUCAAAAACAUGGUUGUGCUUAAUUUUGCCAAUGUGGAUUGGGCUUUUCUAUAUAGCAUCCUAAUUGGCAAGGCCUCUGUAUUUUUCGUUGUAUGCGUGUUAACCCUGUUGGUUGCCAGUCCUGAGAGUCGAUUUAGCAAAGCUGGACUGUUCCCUAUCUUUGCUACACAGAGCAAUGACUUUGCUUUGGGAUACCCUAUAGUUGAAGCUCUGUACCAAACCACAUACCCAGAAUAUCUCCAGUACAUUUAUUUGGUGGCACCAAUAUCUCUUAUGAUGUUAAACCCUAUAGGGUUCAUCUUCUGUGAAAUCCAGAAGUCAAAAGACACUCGAAAUGCUUCUCAAAACAAAGCAAAAAUUGUGGGACUUGGAUUCCUGCGCGUGUUACAGAACCCGAUAGUGUUUAUGGUCUUCGUUGGCAUCGCCUUCAAUUUUAUUCUUGAUAAAAAGAUCCCUGUGUAUAUGGAAAAUUUUCUUGAUGGGCUUGCAAACUCCUUCUCUGGGUCAGCCCUGUUCUAUCUCGGUCUGACCAUGGUAGGAAAAAUCAGGCGGCUGAAGAAGUCGGCGUUCGUGGCGCUCAUUGUCCUCAUCACAGCUAAACUCCUGGUGCUGCCCCUUCUGUGCAGAGAAAUGGUGGAAGUCCUGGACAAGGGUAACAGCGUAGUGAACCACACGAGUCUGUCCAACUAUGCGUUUCUCUAUGGCGUCUUCCCUGUGGCUCCAGGAGUGGCUAUCUUUGCAACACAAUUCAACAUGGAAGUGGAGAUCAUAACCUCAGGAAUGGUCAUAAGUACAUUUGUGUCUGCUCCAAUCAUGUAUGUUUCUGCCUGGUUAUUGACCUUUCCUACCAUGGAUGCUAAGCCACUGGCAUAUGCCAUUCAGAAUGUUAGCUUUGACAUAAGCAUUAUCAGCCUGGUCUCCUUGAUCUGGUCUCUGUCUGUUCUUCUCUUGAGUAAGAAGUAUAAGCAGCUUCCUCACAUGCUCACAGCUAACCUACUCAUCGCUCAGACUAUUGUUUGCGCUGGAAUGGUGAUAUGGAAUUUUGUUAAAGAAAAAAAUUUUGUUGGACAAAUUUUGGUGUUUGUUUUAUUGUACAGCUCCCUGUACAGCACCUAUCUAUGGACAGGCCUUCUAGCAGUUUCUUUGUUUCUUUUAAAGAAGCGGGAGAGCGUUCAGAUCCCAGUGGGCCUCAUCAUCAUAUCUGGCUGGGGAAUCCCUGCUCUCCUCGUGGGCGUGCUUCUGAUAACUGGAAAACACAAUGGAGACAGCGUUGACUCGGCUUUCUUUUAUGGAAAAGAGCAGAUGAUCACCACAGCAGUCACCCUGUUCUGCAGCAUUCUCAUAGCUGGGGUGUCACUCAUGUGCAUGAACCGUACCACCCAAGCUGGCCACUACGAAGGUUUCGGCCAGUCUCAGAGUCACAAACCGGUAGAGCCUGGAAGCACUGCGUUCGAGGAGAGCCCAGCGCCAACAAGUGAACCAGAGCUCUUCCCAAGUUCUAUCCCAGAAACAGGUUGCUGUUCUUGCUCCUUGGGAAAUGGUGAAUUACGCUGUCCAUCAAUACAGCCAGGAACGAACUCAAGUGCUAGCAGGCCUAGGCCUUCUUCCUUUGAGAAAACCGACCAGUGUGUGAGCCGCUGUGACUCCCAGAGCUGCAUCCUCGCCCAGGAAGAAGAGCAGUACCUGCAGAGUGGAGACCCGCAGCUGACCCGUCACGUUCUGCUGUGCCUGCUGCUCAUCAUCGGCCUGUUUGCUAAUCUCUCUAGCUGUCUCUGGUGGCUCUUUAACCACGAGACAGGACGGCUCUACGUUGAAUUACAGUUUUUCUGUGCUGUGUUUAACUUCGGCCAGGGAUUUAUUUCCUUCGGAAUUUUUGGGUUGGACAAACAUCUAAUCAUCCUACCUUUCAAAAGAAGGCUUGAAUUCCUGUGGAACAAUAAAGAAACAGCAGAAGACAGAGAAUCCCCGGUUUCCGAGGAAAUAAAAAUGACCUGUCAACAGUUUGUACAUUAUCACCGUGACCUGUGCAUCCGAAACAUCGUCAGAGAAAGAAGGUGUGGUGCAAAGACGUCUGCCGGGACCUUCUGUGGCUGUGACCUGGUGAACUGGCUCAUCGAAGUCGGCCUAGCUUCUGACCGUGGCGAAGCUGUGAUCUAUGGAGACAGACUGGUGCAAGGGGGAGUCAUCCAGCACAUCACCAAUGAAUAUGAGUUUCGGGACGAGUAUUUGUUUUACAGAUUUCUUCAAAAGAGUCCUGAACGGAGUCCUCCUGCCGGCACUGUAAGCAACCCCCCAGAAGAAAGCUAUAAAGAAAUUGGUCACGCGUCUCCGCCCUCACUCUCCCCUAAGACUUAAGAUCCAGAGAGAGCCCCGCAGGACCACACCCUCUAGCCUCAAAUCUGAUCCUUUUAGCUGUGGGACCCUGGGCAGGUCAUCUCUUCUGUAAAAUGACAAAGGCAAUCCUACCUUGUACUGACAUCCCAUAACUUUACGUGUCUAUAGAGCACAUAGGAAACUGACAAGAGAUUUCACAAAGUUAAAGGUUAUGAUAAUGAAUACAGCAGUUGCUAAAGAUACCACUGCUGUCCCAACAUUUUAAAAAUCAUCUCUUUCUGAAACUGUUAUCAUUAUAGAGUCAGUAUCCAGCUGGCUGUGAUUUUAAGUUGCCAAAUGUGGCAGGUUUGCUGCUCUCAAAAGGAACCUUAGGACAACCUCACAUUUAUCAAUAACACUUCCCCCCAACAGAUUUUUACUUAUUCUAGUAAAAGCUUUUAUUUUCCUUCCCACUUCUUUGACAAAUACUACCUAUUCGAAAAUUACAACUACUGUUCUGUUUUUGAGCCAAGGUCUCAUGAUGUAGCCCAGGCUGGCCUCAAAUUCCUAUGUAGCCAGGAAUGGUUUUUAACUACUGAUCUUCCUGCCUCUGCCUACUGAGUUCUGGACUUUUUGGUGUGUGCCAACAUGCCCGGCUAACCCCAGUAUUUUUUUAAAGUAAUUUUUAAAUUUAUUUUUGAUAAAACACCAGUUUUAAAGGUUUUUGUCUUUUCUUGUUUUCUAUCUACAUUACAAAUGUGUACCAAUAAGAAGAGAAUAAGAACAUUACUAUCUCUAUAAUCUUUUAAGAUAAAAAUUUUAAAUAAUUUGAACUUAUUCAUUUAAAUGUUAUUUAAGAAAUAAUGCCAAGCAAUGUACUGUUUCUGAUAGAAGAAAAAUCCACUUUAUUCCCUGCAUUGAGAAAGUAUAUAGUCAGGAACUUAAAAUUCUAAGCCUAGCAACCUACCUUAGAAUUUAGUCCUUUCUGUGUCCAUGUCUAAAAAAUUUGUAAGUUUAAAAAUUAGUAAGUGUUGCUUAGUCCAUUGAGAUUUUAGGACAGAAUGACAGGAACACAACUAGUUACUAAGCAACAGGGAGGCUUCCUUACAGAUCUGGGGCUGGCAGUGCAAGGGUAAACAGCUGCACUCCACCUCUGCUGAGGCCCCUGCAGGUCCACCACCCUCGAUGGGAGCUGCCCUCGGUGGGAGGGAAGGGCUCUGGAAGAACAAACCGCAUGUUGGCACCUCUUCUCUCAUGAGCCACACUUCUCCAGGUCACCUCCCUGGGGUUGGGUUUUGAAGAGACAUGUCCAGACCAUUACAGCCUCAGGUAAAGCUUUAUUCUCAGAGAAUUUGCACAUCCUUUGAACAGCUACUUAAUUAUUAGAUAUCAGUGAUGGUUUAACUUAUUCUAAAUGUUAUUUAUCUUAUUUUAGUGUUUCAUAUAUAAAAGCCAUUUAGGAAAUUAUUUAUAGGGUUAGUGCCCUGGCCCUUCUAAUGUAGCAAAUACAUAAUUAAAAGAAAACCUUGCAUGGAAGCCUAGUGUAUAUAAAAAGAAAUGAUGUUUAUUUUAUGUUACAAUCAUGGAAGCGGGAUGUUUUAGGUAGAACUAUAGCACCAUAAAACUUAGGGGAAAAAAGAGACACGCUCACACUGUACUCCUAGGGCCCAGGAGUACACAUAAGCCCCCGCCUUAGCAGCCUCCAGUAGCAAGACAAAAUUCACAUGUAUGCGGGCAACUCAAAUUCAAGCGAGGGAAUCUGUUCUGUUUAUGAAUAACCCAUAUUAACUAUGCUCUUUCAUUUGCACAAGUGGAAUCUGAAACAUCAUUGUCUGUGGGAGGCUCUAAGAGAGAACCAUAGAUCAGAGUGACUCGCAGUUUCAGAUGAUAAAGGCGUUUAGCCAUGCUCUUAGGAGUAAGGAUAAGCUAAUUUUAUUAAAGGAAAUGUUUGUAUGUUACUUUCUCACUGACAGCACGUUUCUCAAUAAAAUACCUAUUUUAACUUGC